UUUACCCGAUGCUAUUUAAGUCUGCGUUUUCAGGUUUUCAGUAAUUUGUGGUGUGCGAUUUUCAUGGUCUUUUGAACUUUUGGUGACAAGAAAUAUUUUUCACAUCUGUGUAUUAUUCAGAUUGCCCACGAUAUAAUUCAUUAUUUAUACCCCCAAAUUUUUGUCACCAUGUCUAGCAACCGUAAUAAAUAUGAGAAAGCGCGCAGAAGAUUAGCCGCUGUUACAUUUUUAUCUAACAUUUCUCUCGAUGGCACCUUUAAAGACACAGAAUUAGUGAAGAUCGCUGAUAAAACAGCUAAACUUGAUAAGUCUGAACUACCGAUUAAAUCUGAUCCAGAUAAGGAUAUUGCUUUGCGUAAUAGCAUUCAUAACAAAAACAAAGUCCCACAGUCAAGUCCAGUCCAUCGUUUGGGAGCAGAUAAUCAUUCCCUUAGUUCCGACUCUGAACAUACUAAUAUAACCCCAGUUAAAGGACAAGUUUUCAGAGACAGAUGCUCAUCUGGUAAUACAGAGUCUUUUAAGGAGAAACAUUCAACUCGAAUCAAAAAGAAUUAUGUGAGUGUAGAUGACAAAAGCAGUUCAGAAAGUUUGAACUUUGGCCGCUUCCGCACAAGUACCACUUGUAUUCCUGAAAAUCCAUUGACCAAUGAAGUUCGGUUAGUUCGUGCAACAAAAGGAGUUUCAUUUAAAGAUGAAAGACUUGCAUUUGCACCACCACAGGGAGUACCCUGUGUAGUAUUUAGUACAAUACCAUACUCAAAAACUAUUCGCAGUGCACGGUCUGAUCAUCGAAAAGAUGGUGUUAGGAGACGCAACACCUCAGGACCACGGCCACUUUCUGCUAUCACAGAUAAUGGUGUGGACCCCUUUGAUUUGCUUGGAUUAGAAAGAGAGGAGACUGGUCAAGAUAUAUCAUACUCAAAGUUGUUGGCCCCUUCUCGAGUCUGCACCAGAGAACAAUAUAGAAAAAUGUAUGAAGGAGAUUUCAGUGACAAGUCUAGUUGGAAAUUAUCGAAUCGUCAUCCACAUGUUAUUGCCAGGACUAAAUUAUUGACGAGACACAAGGAUAAGAAAUGGUGUUUCUCGUACGAGUCCUCUCAGAGAACAAACCCAGCGUCUUCUCCGCCACAUUCGUCUGUAGAAAUCAAGUCGUUCGAUUGGGACGAGGGAUCAAUAAUGGCGCAGAAAUAUGUACAUUACUGCCCCAACGUCCUAGAUGACCCAGAACUGAUUGCCGGAAAGCACAGGACUUUGUUAACGUUCACAUCUUACAUGACCUCUAUAAUUGACUACGUGCGCCCUCAAGAUCUCAAAAAGGAAUUAAAUGAUAAAUUCCGAGAGAAGUUUCCACACAUCAAACUUACACUAAGCAAACUGCGAAGUAUCAAAAAGGAAAUGAGGAAGAUAGCUAAACAUGAUAGUGGAGGCAUUGACCUACUGUCCGUUGCCCAGGCAUAUGUUUAUUUCGAGAAGCUAAUCUUGGCUAAUUUGAUAAAUAAAGAUAACAGGAAGCUCUGCGCAGGGGCAUGUUUAUUAUUAUCAGCCAAACUGAACGACGUCAAGGGAGAAAUGUUAAAAUCGCUGAUAGAGCGUAUCGAAACAACAUUCAGGGUGAACAGGAAAGAUUUGAUGAAGUGCGAGUUCGCCGUGCUAGUGGCCCUGGAGUUCGGUCUUCACGUGCCGCCGUACGAGGUGUUCCCGCACUACCAGCGGCUGCUGCACGACUCGUGACCCUGGCGAAGGCUGGCCCUCGAGCCAUGUAUACGCGUGUGCCACCGGCGUCGUGCUAGCAUCGUUGAUAAUUUCAGAGCUAGUGCUUGGAUCUAAAGUUACUCAAUCUAGAGCACACUGCGUAUUUUCAACACGCCGAUGAUGCGCAGAUAGUACUAAUUAAAGCUCUUCAAUUUAAAACGGAGGGUAAGCGUUUGAAUAUAUUCGCAUACUUACAGCGCCGUAAACGUGCAAACACAAUAGUGCAAAGGCGCACCGACACCAACUAUAGAUAAGCAUGAUACGCACGAUACUACCGCUUUGAACGUUUCGUGUUUGUAAUUUCGUGGCUUUAAUUCGAUACAAAAAAUUACCACUAAACUACUAUCUGCAUUUUGAUCACCAUAAGCACGUAGACUUGUGUCGUCGGCGGGAUAAAUAUACGCCUCUGAAAAUAUACUCAUUCGUAGUAAACAUUUAGGCAAAAGUCAAUUUUAAUUCUAAUUAAAUAAAAAAAAUUGAUUGUACAAAAAUCAGUGUAGUCGUUUUUAUGAAGAUGAAGCAUAUAAUAUGAUUACAUGUUUCGUCGUUAUAAAUAGCCUUUAGUUUAGCUUUUUUUAAAAUUUGCCGUCUUCUUGCCUCGGAUAAUAUUCCUUCUUAGACGAUACCUUUUUCGCCCCUCGUAAAACAUACCACCGUUAUUAUAAUAAAAAUAAAACGAUUACUUACACUUAUUGUCAAUAUUUGAUCAAAUUAAGGACGUCCUUGCAUGAAGAGAGUUAUGAUGAGUUACGAUCUCUGCAUAUUUUUUUUUUGCUUCAUCCACAAUGAAGCAAACGAAGUAUGCAGAGAUCGUCGCAAGUGGAAAGAUGCCUCUGCCUACUUCUCCGGGAAAAAGGUGUGAUUUCAUGUAUGUAUGUAUUGUCAAUAUAGUUAACCCGCACUGACUUUAUAAAUUAUGUAUUUUGAAAUUAAAUAAGUAUCUUUAUUUAAUGAUUAGAUUGUUAUGAAGACAGUGUAGUCUUAAGUAUUUAGUCUUCCUACGUAUAAAAUUUAACAGGUUUGUUUAACGUUAUUAUUAACAGUAGAUCGUUACAAAUUUCAGGCUGGUUGUCUAUCUUAGGUUUCCUCGUUUACAAGAGACUGUAAGUCUUGUCUCAUGUCUCUUCAGAUCCCUAUUAAACAAUAGUACUUACACCCAGCCCCAGCCUAUUUCGGCACAUGGCAAUAUUUACAAUUUACCUGUUAUGUUAUUGUUAAAUGUUAUUAAAUAUUUAGGUACAAUUACUGUGAUAUAAAAUGAAGUCCGAAUGCAAUGCAAUAUAUUUCUUUUAUGUCUAGUCUGAGAUAAAGAAAUGCUGCCAGGAGGUGAGAUAUUCUAUAUAAUUGAUAUGUUGUAAAUAUAUCACAUAGUCUUAUGUAUGAUUAUUGGUUGUAGAGAGUUUAUUAAAUGUUCAUGUAUAAAAAAAUUGUUGGUUGUUGUUUCAGUAAAAUUUCUAUAGCGAUUCAGAUGAAUAGUCUUUCGUGUUAUUACAUUAAUUUAGCUGCCUAUUUUUAUAUUAACGGCCUCUACUGCUGCCUGCGCCAAGGUAGUGUGCUUGUCUGUGAAACUGAAGGUCCAGGGUUCAAACUCCUUCCAGGGCUUGACGAAAAAAGAACGAUUCCUGAGAGAUUCCAAGAUCGAGUCUUGGAUGUUCAUUGUUUAUCUAUGUUUAUUAAAAUAAAAUAAAGUAUCGUUGAGUUGGUAUCCUAUAACGCAAGUCAAACUCGAACUUACUAAGGGACAAGCCUGAAGGACUAGCUAACUCAAUCAAAUCUCAAUCUGUGUAAUUUGACCCAUAUUAGUAGAUAUAUUUAUAAUUUUUUUCUAAAUUGACGUGUGCAGUAUUGUUCAAAAAAUCAUGUAUUAGCUUGUAGUCAGUAUCAUAUAAAAACCAAAAACUACAUCUUUGUGCUUUAAUCAUUUAAAUAAAUAUUUUUAAAUAAUAGAUUUGUUUUAAUAGAGCCUAAAAUGUAGUAUUUUUAAAAUCAUUUUGAAUUAAGUAAAGGUAUGAAUGCAAAAAAAAAACUGCUUCGAAUAUUUGGUACCGAUAUUUUUUAAACUUGCCUGUAGAUUAAAAAAAAAACAUAACAGUAAACAACGCAUAGGUAUGUUAAAUACCUUCAUUAUGUAGGUAACGUAAAUAAACGUUAGAUCGUAAAAA
Molecule: messenger RNA, 3914 nt
Organism: Amyelois transitella
Lineage: Eukaryota; Metazoa; Arthropoda; Insecta; Lepidoptera; Pyralidae
Product: CDK5 and ABL1 enzyme substrate 2
Exons: 9
Coding region: 169-1731 (520 amino acids)
Biological process (GO): regulation of cell cycle
Source: RefSeq, a predicted model, not a curated record